Molecule: messenger RNA, 1110 nt
Organism: Colletotrichum siamense
Lineage: Eukaryota; Fungi; Ascomycota; Sordariomycetes; Glomerellales; Glomerellaceae
Product: L-pipecolate oxidase
Exons: 2
Coding region: 1-1110 (369 amino acids)
Molecular function (GO): proline dehydrogenase activity; flavin adenine dinucleotide binding; L-pipecolate oxidase activity
Source: RefSeq, a predicted model, not a curated record
AUGGACAAGGAUAGCAAAGUCGUGAUCAUCGGCGCCGGCGUAUUUGGUUUGUCAACGGCUGUACAACUUGCCAUUGAGGGAUUCAAGAAUGUUGUGGUGGUUGACAGGCAUAUGCCACCUGUUCCAGACGGAUCGAGCUGCGACAUCUCUCGCGUCAUACGGUUCGAUUACGCCGAUGAAGACUAUUUGAAUGUUUCACACGAGGCCUACCUCAAAUGGAGCAAAGAUCCAAAGUUCAAAGACAUCUUUCAUCCCUCGUCAUACAUACUGACGGGUAGCAUGACCGGCGGAGAUGAAUCUUGGAUCGACAGGACGACCAGGCAACUGAGCAACAAGGGCUUGGCGUGGACCAAGCUUGAUGAUGCUGCAACCGCGAAGAGAGCAUUUCCAAUUCUUUCCGGCAAGCUUGCUGAGCCAGGAUUCAAGGGCUACUACAACGACGCAGCAGGAUGGGCAGACGCCACAAAGGCAAUCAUCCAGCUUCGAGAUGAGUGUCUUGAACUAGGCGUUUCAUUCAUCUCGGGCCCAGCUGGAACCGUCGUUGGUUUUGAUACGGACUCAGCGAACAAGAUUCGAUCAGUCCAGACACUCGGAAGCAUGUCAAUCCAAGGCGAUCACUUUGUCUUAGCCGCGGGCGCUUGGUCGUCUAACCUAGUUCCGAUGUAUAACUCAACACUGGCGACAGCGCAGGUGAUAGCGUACACUCCUCUUUCCGACACGGAAGUGCAAAGGUAUAAGAAGUUGCCUAUCUAUGCGAAUUUCAACACCGGCUGGUUCAACUUUCCUCCACACGCAGAUACAAAAACUCUGAAGAUGGCGGUGCACGGAUGGGGUUACACUCGUACUCCUAGCAAGGGGGAAGCGUUAAUCGAGGCAAACAUCUCUACACCCCGGGUGUAUCCAAGUCGCGAGCGCCCCAACUUCUGUCCUUCCGAGGGAGAAGAAAGGCUCCGAAACGGACUUCGCGAGAUACUGCCGGAACUUGCCGAUCGCCCUUUUGAAAAGGUGACCAUGUGCUGGUACACCGACACUCCAUCAGGGGACUUUAUCAUGGACUAUCACCCUGACUACCAAAAUCUGUUUGUGGGAGGAGCAGGAAGUGGACAGUAA